Messenger RNA from Protopterus annectens (West African lungfish), 3150 nucleotides. RefSeq names its product forkhead box M1 (gene FOXM1). Gene Ontology annotation, biological process: regulation of DNA-templated transcription; G2/M transition of mitotic cell cycle. The record is from RefSeq and is a predicted model, not a curated record. Gene Ontology annotation, molecular function: sequence-specific DNA binding; DNA-binding transcription factor activity. NCBI's taxonomy places the organism in Eukaryota, Metazoa, Chordata, Ceratodontiformes, Protopteridae.
GCGCCAAAAUUCAAACACCAAAACGAAAUGGAAUAGUAAUGGAAAUACGAAAAAUGCUUGAAACGGAAAUGAUUCUGGAAUGACUGAUUAAUCGUUAAAAUCUAUAUCUUUUUGGCCAGUAGUAGGCAACCGUCUUAUUGUUAUGGUUAAAGACAGUUUAAUGAUUUCUCUCUGAUGCCAUUCCAGAUGAGCUAGCCAGAUGGAGAAUAUUUGUAUCAGACAUGAGAAGCAGUCCAAGAAGACCACUUAUUCUCAAAAGAAGGAAGCUUUGUUUGAAUCCACAAGCUCCUAGUGUAGCAACCCAUUCCCAGGAGCAGGAUGUGCCAGACGGAGCUCUUAAAGAGGCCACAUGCAACAAGGACCAUGGAAUAGCACAUUGUACAAAUGAGAGAGAUCAGAGCUGUCAGAAAUUCCCUGAUGGAAUAAAAAUCUUUGACCAUCCCAACCUUCCCAACACUCAGGUAGUAGUGAUUCCAAAAAAUGCUGACAUUCAGAGCAUAAUUACAGCUUUAACAGCUAAAGGAAAGGAGAGCGGUACCAAUGGGCCUAAUAAGUUUAUAUUACUUAGCAGUGGGGGCACCUCUGUGCUUCCUUCUCAGCAUGGACUACAGAUGCAUUUCAGCCCGAAACUUAAUCCUGAGGACAAGCUUAGUCCAACAGCCAAGAGCAGUAAUGAACCUGAUGUACUAAGUGACAGAACUACAGUGGGGGAGUGCUUCACCUUACUCAACAAUGUCAAAGAGGAGGAUCCUGCAGAUGAAGCUCCAAUAGCCAGCAGGCUCAGGACCAUUUCACCUCCAAAGGAAGGAAAGAAUGUGUUGCGGAAUAGGGGUUCCUCACCUUUGGAUGACAGCCUCACCAAUAUCCAGUGGCUAGGUGGAAUGAGCAGUGACAGUCUAGGACCCUGCAGUAUAGAUGAAGAGAAAGAGAACAAAUCAUCAGAUCUUCAAGGGAAUGAUCAAGUGUACGAGAAGCCUUUUGCAACCUUGACCUCUUCACCUGGGACUGCUUCAGUCUUCCAGAGACCUCCAUACUCCUACAUGGCCAUGAUCCAGUUUGCCAUUAAUAGUACAAAGAGUAAGAAAAUGACGCUCAAAGAGAUCUACACAUGGAUUGAAGAUCACUUCCCUUACUUUAAGUACACAGCAAAACCUGGCUGGAAGAAUUCCAUCCGACAUAAUCUUUCAUUACAUGAUAUGUUCAUUCGGGAAACAUCACAUGGUGGAAAGGUAUCUUACUGGACAAUUCAUCCAGAUGCCAAUCGCUGUUUGACACUAGAUCAAGUCUUCAAGCAACAGAAGCAAAGCAUUCCUGAGCCCCAGAAGUGUACUAUAAGCACUGCAGCCAGUAGCAACACCCUCAGUGGCACGGCACGAAGAAUGAAAGUGUUACUUCCACGAAUUGAUUCGUACCUGGUCCCUGUUCAUUUUCCUGGCAGUUCCUCUUUUGUAUUACAGCCUUCCUCAUCACAAGUUGUCUUACCUCCUGUUGCAGGAAACCCUUCCAUCUCAGAACUGGACAAAAGUCAGAAGAGGAUCCGUAUUGCUCCAAAGGUAACAUUGUCCAGUGAAACAUCUGGUUUUCUUCUGCCAUCUAGCAUGCCAGUCAAGAAGCAUCCAAACAUGCAGACAACACCGUGUGCUACACCAAUCCUAAAACAGAAAGGAGGGAAGUAUGAAAACAGCAGUUCACGCAGGAAGCAGAAACAUGUUGUUCCUCCAACAGAAGAGCCUUUGCUCCUCUACCCCGGAUGCAAUAGCUUGGACUCGGGACUUGUAGCUGACUUUUCUUCCUCCGACACUCAUGAACUAGAGCACUGUGCUGAUAUUUCUAGCUCUGUGGUGGAGUAUAUUAAAUCCCCUGUCAAGCUGGAAUCCAUUGAGACAGCCUUCCAAGAACUGCCAACUUCCUCCACUCCCACCAAGAUGACUCCUAGCCUUCCUCUGGGGGUCAGAUCGGAGCCGUGGACAAUUACACCACUAAAAAAACAAGAAUGUAUGCUUGACUUAAGCCCUGUUCAAACACACUGUGAAUUUACAUUGUCCCCCACAAGGGAAACUGAGAGUUAUCUGAACUUCAGCACCCCAUUCAAAGAUGGAGCACUUUUUGAUUCUCCCCAAGAACUCCUUAAAUCAAUUUCUCCAAGUAUCUGUAUUGGUAGACUUGCAUCAAACUGUCAAACACUUAGAACACACUGCAGAGAAGGGCAGGAGAGAUUACAGGCUAACCACUCCUUGGCAGAGGGCCUGGUCCUGGACACUAUGAAUGACAGUCUUAGUAAGAUCCUACUAGAUGUCAGUUUUAGUGGCUUGGAAGAAGACUGUGAGAACUUCAGCUGGUCACACUUUAUUCCUGAAUUUCGAUGAAAGCAUCGCCUGUGGUAGCGUUUUUAGGGCCCUGAGAUUUUAAAAUGCUUUAAAGUUGUUCUAAACUCCGCACAUUACUUGAGACUUGGACCAGAUAUAGAUGUCUUUAGAUUAAAAAAAAACUGCCAGUCAUUUCAGAUUGUAACGCAACUGUGUGUUCUGGUUUGUACACGUAACAGUUUGCUUUAUUUUGUAAUGCAGGUGGGCACUAAUGGUCACUGUUCUUGUAAAUUGUUUCAGGAGGUAAACACUGCUUUUUUAAAUGAGAAGUCUGAAAAGGUGUCCAAGGACACCUAGUAAAAGAGAACAAAAUGACUGUAUAUGUACAUAUUUGAAGUCUUAUAACAAUGGUAAAUCAAACUUUAAUUAGAAAUGAAAAAGCAUUAUGACUUAACCUUCCUCCCACUUUAUGUGGUCACUUGUCAACUGAGGCUUAAUGAAUGUUGAUGCCCAUUACUGGAGACUUGUCUAGUAUGUUUCACCUGGUAAAUGGUAAUGGAAGUAAGCAGGAGGUUGAAACUAUCAGGAAGGGAGGGGGUGUAUCGUUUCAGGAAGUUGUUCACCAUGUUAUCACAUCAGUGACUGAGCUUGUGGGCUGAUAACCCAGCUCCUGAAGCCCUCAUGUAUCUGAAUGGAGUGAGAUGUUUUUCUGCAUAUGUUGAGUGAAUAUAUAUCAGCUGCUAAGCAUGCUCUUGGGUCACUGAAAUUGUGACUCUGUAGGCCGAAUAUUAAAUUAUGAAAGUCAUGUGCUACAUCCCACAAAAUAAGCAGGUGAGCAAAAUCA